AUGCCCUCCUCCUUUGCAAGACAAGGCACCAACGCUCUCGUUCUCUUCCAGGGUGCGGCAGCAUUAGCCUCGGUUCUGGAGAACUUUGGCUCACCCCACGAGGCCCCCUCUCAUUGUUCGACGGGGUUGGGUAGUGACGAUGCGAUCUCGAUCUCGUUCAUCAUCACAGGCGACGCGUACCAUAUGUUACCUAUCUUGACGACAUCCGCCUCGUAUACGGGGUCACAAGGACAGGACACGACGUUCCCUAGUGCGCAAAUGUCCGCCCCCAGAGUGUCGGCAGUCGGCCAACGGUCGCAUGGUAGCAUGGUCGUGGAGAAUGUCACGUGUCUUUGUGGCGAUGUUGGCAUGUCAAUGUUGGCACUGGCCGUCGCCGGUGUGAGGUACGCAGGCGGCGUCGACGAGGAAUGCCAGUGCGAGGCCUUGCGAACCGACCACUCACGAGCCUCAGAAAUGGGGAUAAACUGA
Messenger RNA from Apiotrichum porosum, 468 nucleotides. RefSeq lists its product as uncharacterized. The record is from RefSeq and is a predicted model, not a curated record. NCBI's taxonomy places the organism in Eukaryota, Fungi, Basidiomycota, Tremellomycetes, Trichosporonales, Trichosporonaceae. The transcript has a single exon. The coding region runs from base 1 to 468 and encodes 155 amino acids.